ACAAACUCGCACCCCCUCGGCCUUGCCUCGAGUCAGUACGCUAGACUCUCUUGGAACUGGCCAUCCCGGCCUGUUUUCUACCUGUCGGCACUAUAUUAGUCGGCGUCCCCAAUUCUGUACGACCGGAAGGCCUAGCUUUAGCUUUAGCCCCCUUCCAGACUCUGGCCUUGAUCGCGGGCCAAAGCAAGACAUCCUAGCAAGAUCAGACUCCUGGCCUUUGCAACUAGUGCGCAUCACAUCACGCACCCCAAAGAACCCCAUCAACCGAGCAUUUUUAAACAACUUUUGCUAUACGCCGGUCCCCCAGCCCGCGCUACUAUUGCCGCCGCCGGCGAUAUUACAUAUACUAGCCCUUCCACCAACUCGCGCCGCCGCGACACCAGUUUGCCCCGGAGCAGCCUUGGCUUGUCGUCUGGUCUCUUACUAUUUCAUCCUCCCCCUGCACCAACCUUGGGAAAGAAAUCACACCAAGCCCCGACGCGAGUGCUUGGAAACUACUAGACCUAGUUCUUGUCUGGACGCCGUCUCUUUUUUCCCUCUUGUCCCUCUUCUCACUACACGCCAACCUCGUGUGGAGUCGGUAGCACGUUCCUGGAACCAAAACGCAAAACAACUACAUCGCGACUUGAGCCAAGAAAGACAUCUCUCUUUUGACUGUCUUUCUUCCCCAUACGUCGUCGCAUACAGAAACUUGUCUUGGCAAGUUGUUACGCAUCUUGGGCACCGCCUUUGUCGAACAACUCUCUGCAAGUUUUUAUGGACCGCGGUGCAACUCAGUUUUCGCAGUCAGGUUUGCCUUCGCCCUACUCCAGCAGCUUCGGCGACCACCACUCUGAAGGCUCGUCGGCAGAUCACGCGUCUGCUGCUCAGUACCCAGGGAAACAAGACUAUCCUACCUCUGUAACUCCCACCUCGGAGUACAGCGUCUAUCCUCCCUCUGCGCGAUCAGGAUCUUACUCGGAGCAUAUCCAGCGUUCAUACCAUCCAUCCAGCAGCGCCAGCAGCGGAGGUAUGGCGCAACAACAGAACAGUCCGUCUAUGCCCCAGCACAACGGGCCAAGCCAUCAAGCCCACCCCGUCAAUUCUGACAACGAUGUGCCUAUAGAUCCGUCUAUUGCGGCUCCGAGUCCUACCUACCCUUACGGGCAGCACUCGCCGUAUGCGCCUAAUCCAGACAUGUCUCAUGGCUACUCCCAUCCCAGCGGUGGCAUGUACGCGCAGCCUCGCCCUGACUGGGCCGGCUACAGCCAGCAUGGAGCUCCUCCUCUGACUCCUGGCCACCCCGUUUACGCUCAAUCGCCCGCCUCGGCGCCGCAGCAGAGACCCAGCCAGGUUUACUCUUUCGUGCCUAUCCCCGGCGCACAGCAACACAAGCGCCCUCGAAGACGUUAUGAGGAAAUUGAACGCAUGUACAAGUGUGGCUGGAAUGGUUGCGAAAAGGCCUACGGCACUCUGAACCAUCUCAAUGCCCACGUCACCAUGCAGUCUCAUGGUCAGAAGCGAACUCCCGAAGAGUUCAAGGAAAUCCGCAAAGAAUGGAAGCAGAGGAAGAAGGAGGAGGAGGCCCAGCGAAAGGCUGAAGAAGAGCGACAGAGGGCUGCAGCCGCGAGCGUCGCACAGAACGGCGGUGGCGAUCCUCAAGGCCCCGACGGCGCGCCUUCAUCUGGCUAUCCCGGACGAGCUGUCCAGCUGCCUCCCAUAGGAUACCAGCCUACCCAGUACCCGGCGCCGCCUUCAGGCAACGUUGGACAGCAACCCAUGCCCGAGUAUGGCGCCGGCCACAUGUAUUCCAACUACCAGCCUCACUCCCCUUACGCCCAGCCCAGCCAGCAGAACAUGUAUAGCCAAUCAAACGGCGCACCCGCCCCUAGCCAUUAGGUUUACACUCGUGGUGGCCCUGAUUCGGACAUAUAGUAGUUUGCUGGUCGCAAAUUCCCCUCUCCUUUUCCAUGCGUUGGACAUAAUGGGUUUUUUCUUUGUGUUUUUUUGCGGCAAGAGAAGAGUCUACGGCGACCUCUCAAGGAAUAAUGUCUCAGUGGGAUAUAUAUCACCCGAGUUUCCCUUUUUUUGGGUGCUUCCCAGGGAGUUGGGUACCUUUGCUGACCAGCAAUCUUAAUAAGGAGGCACCCGUGUUUGAUUCUACAACAGUUAUGAGGUGGUUAACUCGUUUUUCUUUUUCAUCGUUACGCUUGUUCGAAUUCUUUUCUUUUAUUGUCUGUUUUCAAUAUUUCCUUCGGCUUUUUCGCACUCAAAAGUGCAUUGGUCUACGGUUACUGGGGGGGUUGCAUUGGCAGAGGCACUCCGGGGAUGGUCGGCUCUUUCAUGGCGUGAUGCAAUUAUCAGGGGCGGUUCGGCGCAGAGGAUACGGAGUACUGAAACCACGGCGGGUGAAAGCACCAUGGGGAUAGGUAGCUUUGGUCUGGGGGGAAAAGAAGCUGCUUCUGUAUCGCCGCAAGGCGGGGAAAAAAGCGAUACGACUUUUUGUCAAGUGAAGGGAACGCUCAGAGCGCUGGAAAUGGGAGCGUAAAGACGAACUGACUUGGACUCUUGAAAGCCCUGUAUAAAGGCCCCCGUGCGGACUUGUUUUUUGUCUUGUUUACUUGUAAAAGAGUUAAGCAGGACUGAAGCUAACCAAGGGGGGACGACGAAAGCUUUUGG
This is a messenger RNA of Trichoderma atroviride IMI 206040, 2658 nucleotides long. NCBI's taxonomy places the organism in Eukaryota, Fungi, Ascomycota, Sordariomycetes, Hypocreales, Hypocreaceae. The record is from RefSeq and is a predicted model, not a curated record.